This is a messenger RNA of Closterium sp. NIES-65, 2046 nucleotides long. Lineage: Eukaryota; Viridiplantae; Streptophyta; Zygnematophyceae; Desmidiales; Closteriaceae. The record is from the annotation of a GenBank genome assembly.
AUGCGUUACUUAACCCGUUCGUUUCUUCCACAUCGACCUAAAAUCAUCCUUGCGCUUUUCCCUCCCUGCGCCGUUCCCCACCGUUCCUCACCGCUCCCCAUCGCUGACUGGCCUUGCAUGUCGUCCUUAUUCCAGUGCCAGGCGGCUCCAAAGGCGCCACAGCAGCGGCGGAGAGGAGAGGAGGGGAUCGCUGAGGCUCACUCCCCCUCCGCCAUCCCCCUUCCCCUCCUCUGCUUCUCCGUCCCCUCAUCCUCUCCCCACCCCCCUUCCCCCCCCCUCCUCCCCUUUCCUCCACCCUCUCCGCCAGGCGCAAUGGAUUCAUUUAGAGGCGGGUCCAAAGGCGCAACAGCAGCAGUGGCAGCAGCGGCGGAGAGGAGAGGGUCGCUGAGGCAAUGCAAGGCUCGCUCACUCUUCCCUCCUCCCUGUUCCCUCUCCCUCCCCCCUGUUCCCCUUCCCUCCUCCCUGUUCCCCUUCCCUCCUCUGCUUCUCCGCGCAAUGGAUUCAUUCAAAGGCGGGUCCAAAGGCGCGACGGCAGUGGCAGCAGCAGCGGAGAGGAGAGGGUCGCUGAGGCAACGCAAGGUGGCGGCUGAUGUGGUGGCUGUGAUGCUGGAUGAAGGCACGCGGAAGCGAGCAGCAGCGGCGCGACUGGAGGCUCUAGAGAGUGACUAUACCGGGGUGGAUGCUGCUGUGGAUGAGGAUGAUGACGUGUUCAAUGCAGAGGAGGAACUGGUGCAAGAAGGCUUCGCACCAGCCAAGCGAGUGAGCCGUCCGGGCAAGAGGCGCACGAGACAGGCUGCUGCUGCCGUGGUGAGCAGAGCGAGCAAGCGAACUCCCAAGACGUUUGCAGAGCUGCUAGAAGAGGCACGCCCUCCUUACCUCACAGCAGCAGUGGAGCCCGGCUGCUGCCUCUGUGUAUUGUUUGUGUGCUCACCCCUGCCAUGCUUCUCCCUCGCUUCCAUGCCCCCUCCUCACUCCCCACAGGCGAAUCUAGAGACCCUGCCACCAGGCACGCCCUCCUACCUCACAGCAGCAGUGGGCCCUCCAACAGCCGCCUCAGUGCGCCGCUUCUGCUCUGCGUCGGCGGACUUGAAGCAGACGUCGGACGACCUCAGCGGCAGCGUGAAGAAAGCUGUCGGGCAGGCGGGGAGGAACGUGCGCAACUCGAUCGGCUCCAUGGUCGGAGUCCCGCCCAACAAGGGCACGAAGAAGCACCACCGCCGCGGCGGGAAGAAAACUGGGCGCCGCGGCGGGAAGAAAACUGGGCGCCGCGGCGGAAAGAAAACUGGGCUGGCGGGAGCUCGUAAGCGCAAAUCGGGCGCGGCAGCCCCCAAGACGUCCGCUGCGGGGGUUCCGAAGAAGCAGGGGGCGGGAGGUAAGCUCAACUCCGGCGCAACCCCCAAGAAGCCCGCUGCUGCCGCUGCUGGCGCGACGGGGGCUCCUAAGAAGCAGGAGGCGGGAGCUAAGGACACCUCGGGCGCAGCACCCGAGUCCCCCGCUGCUCCCGCUGCUGCAAACGAGCCGCGCGCGCUCCUCGAGGCGGCCGACAGUGAUGCCGUGAUUGACUCCGUUGACUCGGUUGACUUCGACUCCGUUGACUUGGAGGAUUCGCGGGUGCUUCUCUCGAUGGGGGAUGCAGCGGCGGACUUGAAGCAGACGUCGGACGACCUCAGCGGCAGCGUGAAGAAAGCUGUCGGGCAGGCGGGGAGGAACGUGCGCAACUCGAUCGGCUCCAUGGUCGGAGUCCCGCCCAAGAAGGGCAAGAAGAAGCACCACCGCCGCGGAGGGAAGAAAGCUGGGCGCCGCGGCGGGAAGAAAACUGGCCCCGCGGGAGCUCGUAAGCGCAACUCGGGCGUAGCAGCCCUGAAGACGGCCGCCGCUCCCGGCGCUGCUGGCGGGAAGGCGGUUUCGAAGAAUCAGGCGGGAGGUAAGCUCAACUCUGGCGCGCAUGCGCUGGGAGCAAAGGGCACCUCGGGCACAGCCCCCAAGCCCACCGCUGCCAGCAGUGCUGCGAGCAGUGCUGCCAGCAGUGCUGCACCCAGCAUUUGA